This is a messenger RNA of Cynoglossus semilaevis (tongue sole), 2655 nucleotides long. RefSeq names its product small integral membrane protein 29 (gene smim29). The record is from RefSeq and is a predicted model, not a curated record. The coding region runs from base 445 to 753 and encodes 102 amino acids. The transcript is spliced from 5 exons. NCBI's taxonomy places the organism in Eukaryota, Metazoa, Chordata, Actinopteri, Pleuronectiformes, Cynoglossidae.
GUUGUCAGUUUAUUCUUUUAUUCUAACAACUUUUUGGCAGCGGUGUCAUCUGGCACAGCUAAUGGUUGCAGUGACGUAGCUAGAAAUGCUGGCUCAUUGGUUCACAACCGUUAGUUUUAAAAUGAAAACAAUUCAGAGGAAACCGCGUUUACGUUCCGGUUUUCUGUGGUUCCUUAGAGAAGAUAUAAUUACGAUAAGCUGCCGAUACUCUCACAAUUUCUCGCUGAUUAGGGAGAGCAGUGAUACCAUGUGUAAGUCACAUGAACGACGAGGAUGAGGCACAAACAACAAGGGGGCAGCUUGUUGAGAGAGCCGCCGCUCACUGUCAGCCGUAGGGAGGGGGUCUACUGCUGCUGCCGUAGAAGCCGCUGCUGCUGAGGCUGAAGGCCCUGCACCGGCAGCCUACCUGUGUGUGUGUCCCCCACCCCACCCUGGACAUAUGCAAUGAACAGCACCACACAGCCCCCUGCCAUCAGUGAUGGAGAUGCGGCAGUCACCUAUGUGUUGGUGCCAUUUUUCCUCAUCACUAUAAUUGGGAUAGCUGUGGCCGUGAUCCUGUAUGUGCGAAGGAAAAGAAGGAUCGACAGACUCCGUCAUCAGCUGUUGCCGAUUUACUCCUAUGACCCCUCAGAGGAGCUCCAUGAAGCCGAACAAGAGAUUUUGUGGAAAGAGGAGGACACUCGGAUUGUACAGAGCUGGGCCAGAAGUUAUCAACAACACCGCCCUCUCCUGGCCAGUGACGUCAAUGCCUGACAGUGACUCAUGGUUAUCAGGAGUAAAGCUGGACUUUGAGCUGGAGAUCUGUUGCUGCCAUUGUCUGUUUCUACUCUUGAUUUUUUUUCUUUGGGUACUACUAUUUAUCACGGUACAUUGAAAUAUUUCAGCCAUAGACUGCGUUGUUCUUGCUCAGUUUGUAAACACUUAAUCCGUGAGUUUCUGAGGACAAUCUUACGUGCGUAAUUAUUUAUUAUUUGAACCAUGUUUUAGCUUGGUGCUCAGCGACAUGGCUCAAAGUGAAGGAGGGUCAGUCGAGGUGUGGGUUUCCACAUCAGACAUUCACAUUUGGGUUGCGCAUUUUUUUACUGUUGAAGCACAGAUUUACUUCGCUAGUUAAAAAUAUUACCUCUGCUGUUAAAAAGUUCAUCAUCACAGCAUCAAUUGCAGUCAUUUACUAGAUUAUGUUAGCAACAAUGACCUUUUUUAAACUCUAUAAAUGCACUGUAAAGUUUUUCUUCCAAGAACAACUUACGCUUGUACACCUUCAAUUGUCAAGCUGGUAUCAAAUUCUGAAAUGAAGACAAAUUGUGGGUCAAAGGGCAGAGCGGCGUCUGUUCUGGUUUCAAUUUGUCCAGACAUCUUGACUCUUCUGCUGUUGAACUACAUCCAGUGACUCUUGACAGAGGCAUGAAGAGGAAGAUAUGAAAGUAAAUAGCAACAUCCUCAACAUCAUAGAUGAGCUGUGACUCUUACCCCAAAUAUGUCCUGUCCACCAGGCAUGGCACCAGGAUGAGGUUACGCACAGCCAAAGAAUCUGUGGAUUAAAAAUAAAGAGAAACAAACCAAAGGUCUGACUGUUUCAGUUGAGCAGGAAAAAAAAACAUAAAUCAGAAGCUUUUAGCUUGUGAAGACUGUUGGUACUGGAAAGAAGGACCUCUGCUGGAUCUAAGAAGGAAGAAGUUGCAGGAAAGAAGAAUUUGUGAGGAUGCAACAAAAGUCCAAUCGUUUUCACAUCAAUACAGACUUAAAGGGAUGUCAAUUGAGAAAUCAAGUGCCACAGUGGGACUGACUGGAAGGUCCCGUUUCCUUAACGACUUAAUUUUGCGCACCACCAGUCCACCAAGCCGACGUAUCGGUCAUUAUUAAAAGCACCGAUAACGGGAUUUCAAUGUGCAUGCAAAACUAACAAAAUUACACGAGUCUUGUUUACCCAUCACUCAGGAACAUUUCCCCCAAUCAGAGACGUUGCUUCCAUUUUCUUUUAAACUUAAAAUGUACCAAAUAUGGGAAUAUAACGGGAGUGGGAUACCCAUCAGUCAUACAGAAUAGCAAUUGUAAAUAAAAUGACCAUUGAUGAGGCUCAAUUUGUUCUUGAGGAGUUAACAUUAACAAGUUGAUGCUAUGAAUAAACAAAUAAAAAUGACAAAGAAUUCUCUUUAUUGACCUUUUUUGAUACAAAUUGUAGGGCACCAUAGAAAUAUAGACAUUGUACAUUUAUAUACGGUGUACAUUAAAAAGAAUGAUCCCAUCCUGUCGAGGUGACUGUAUAUAAAUGCGCAGAUGAAUGUGGAUCUGUAGCAUGACACUGGUAUCGAGGACUAUUCAGAGGGUGCAGAGAAAAGUAGAGUAUGAAGAAGACGACUGAAGUGCCACGACGCAACAUACCCAACGGUAGGGUGAACUGAAGAGGAGCGCCCCGUCGAUCAAACAUUUGUCCAUGAAAACAGAACCAACAUUUCAUUUCAGUGCACCAGAAGUUUUAAGAGGAUAAAAACACAACCUGCUAGUCUACCACAAUCAGUGAACACAGAUGUCAAGCUGACAGGUCUCCCUGACGUCACACAUACACACUCAAACAAACAAACAAAAAAAAAACUGUCUGCACAAGCGAAAAUGUGUUUGCAUACGCACACCAUCACCAACUUCACAUCCAAAACA